Molecule: messenger RNA, 1409 nt
Organism: Drosophila montana
Lineage: Eukaryota; Metazoa; Arthropoda; Insecta; Diptera; Drosophilidae
Product: pyruvate dehydrogenase E1 component subunit alpha, mitochondrial-like
Exons: 1
Coding region: 134-1399 (421 amino acids)
Biological process (GO): pyruvate decarboxylation to acetyl-CoA
Cellular component (GO): intracellular membrane-bounded organelle
Molecular function (GO): pyruvate dehydrogenase (acetyl-transferring) activity
Source: RefSeq, a predicted model, not a curated record
AAUAUUAUUCCCUGGCCCAAUUUGUCAUAUAUGUAAAUUUAAAACUUACCCGUCAAGCCUUUCAAUUUGGGUAUUUAGCUUUGCAUAGCAUUUAACAAUUAAAAUCCAAGUGAACACGCGAAGGACAGGCAAAAUGUACCGAAUGGCGGUCGCAGUGAUGUUGAAGCAGUUGCAGCUGCAAGUCAAUCAGCUGCUGCCGCGCUCUGUCCGCUUUACGGCUGCCCAGUUGCCACGCCCACUGGCGCCAGGACACGAUCUGUUGGGCAGCGGCGAAAAAGCUGUGCCGCAUGUGGAGGAGGUGCGUCUGGUGCGCCUUCAGCUAGACUAUAAGCUGCACAAACUGGAAAUGGGACCCGAUACCCUGGUGGCGCUCACCGAACGCGAGGCGGCGCUCUACUAUCGCCAGCUGGUGGCCAUCCGUCGCCUGGAGGCGAGCGCCGCCCAGAUGUACAAGGAUCGGCUGGUGCGCGGCUUCUGUCAUUUGUAUACGGGUCAGGAGGCCUGCGCCGUUGGGCUGUGCGCCGCACUGCGCCCGCAGGAUAAUCUAAUUGCCGGCUAUCGCAUCCAUGGCUGGGCCUAUCUGAUGGGCGUCACGGCUGCCGGCGUGCUGGCCGAGCUGACGGGCCGGGCGAGCGGCUGUGCCCAGGGCAAGGGCGGCUCCAUGCACAUGUAUGCGCCCAAUUUCUAUGGGGGCAACGGCAUUGUCGGCGCCCAGGUCUCGCUCGGCACGGGCAUUGCGCUGGCCAACAAAUAUCGCAAAAAUGGCGCUGUUUGCUUUGCCCUGUACGGGGAUGGCGCCGCCAAUCAGGGCCAGAUCUUCGAGUGCUACAACAUGUCCCAGCUGUGGAAGCUGCCGAUUGUGUUUGUCUGCGAGAACAAUAACUAUGGCAUGGGCACCAGCGCCUGGCGCGCCUCCAGCAACACGAACUAUUAUACGCGGGGCGAUUAUUUGCCCGGCAUCUGGGUGGACGGGCAGGAUGUGCUGGCCGUGCGCAGUGCGACACGAUUUGCCAUCGAGCAUGCCCAGCAGCGUGGACCGCUCGUCUUGGAGCUGUGCACCUAUCGGUAUGCGGGCCAUUCGAUGUCCGAUCCCGGCACCAGCUAUCGCACACGGGAGGAGGUGCAACAGGUGCGCCAGCGACAGGAUGCGAUCGAUCGCUUCCGCAAGAUCUGCGUGGAGAUGUCGCUGCUGACACAGACGCAGCUGCUCGGCAUUGAGUGCGAUGUGCGCAACGAGAUGGAGGUGGCCAUGAAGGCGGCCAGAAGCGACGCGGAGCUGCCGUUGUCGCAUCUCUGCAACGAUAUCUACGCGAGCAGCCAUGCACAGCUCCAGCUCCGCGGCGUUGUUGGCCACAAUUUGGAGCAUGCGCGCAGCCGCACUGACACUUGCCACGAAUGAAAAACUAAAA